Nannospalax galili (Upper Galilee mountains blind mole rat) is the source of this 1193-nucleotide messenger RNA. RefSeq names its product paraneoplastic antigen-like protein 6B. The transcript is spliced from 2 exons. The record is from RefSeq and is a predicted model, not a curated record. Bases 1 to 636 code for a protein of 211 amino acids. NCBI's taxonomy places the organism in Eukaryota, Metazoa, Chordata, Mammalia, Rodentia, Spalacidae.
AUGACCACCAAGGACAGUGGCAAGUGUUUGGAGACAGUCUCAGGCCACCAUCUGGGUGAGGUGACUACUCAACAGCAGUUGGGUGAGCAGCUCUUGGCUUUCCUGUUGAGGCUGGAAGCCUUGCUGCAGAAAGCCAUCCAGAAGGAAUCCCUGGAGAGAGCCUCCACUGACCAUGUAUGCCUGAGGCAGGUGCUUACCAGGGCCAGCCUGACUGAGCCUCUGGGUGAAGCUCUAAGGAAACGGAGAAUGAUUGAGAGGUCUCCAACUUUCCUGGAGAUGUUGGGGCUCAUCUGGGAGUCAGAGGCAUGGGAGGCCAGUCUAGCCAAGAAUGUGAGAGCCCAGGUGGAGAAAGAAGCUGAUAGCAGAGCCAAUGCUAAGGCAGAAAAUGAGAACAUGGACAAGGAGAAAGACGAGGUAGAGGAGCAGGCAGAGGAGGAGGUGGAGGCAGAGGAUGAGGAAGUGGAGAAGGAGGAGGAGAAUGAAGAGGGGGAAGACCACAGCCUAGACCAUGCUCCUUCAGAUACAGGCCAGGCAGAAUCCAAUGAGGCCCUGGGGAGCCCCACCCCAGCUUGGACAGGCAGUAUUCCUGGGAAGUGCCCAGGAGGGCCUGGCUGGGUGCACGGCUACCUUGCUUAGGCUGGAGAGCAUGAGGCAGAGGAGACUGUUCCAGAGAGCCAUCAGUCUGGAAGCAUUGCUGAGGGGUCAGCCCCAGAGUAGAGAAGAGGGCCUGUAGAUAUCUGCCUGGAAGAUGUUGGGAGGGGGAAAGUCUAUCUCAAGGGUUGCAGAAUAUUUGGCUGGCUCUUCCAAUGUAGGGAGACUACCACUUUCCUAUUCAGCAUCCCAAGACAGGCUGCUUCCUGCCCUGGGAAAUUUACCUGUCUGCCUCAAAGUGACUCACUUGUCUAGUUAGCACCCACUCUCAAACCAGCUCCAUCAUCCAUUAGUCCUAUGCCAAACUGUGAAGUUGUGUGCCAACCCUGGGCAGGCAGAGGCCCUGACCCACCCAGUUAGUCAACUCCACACCACAGCAUGUGCUAUGAACUGGGCCAGCCAAGAGUCUGUUCACUCCUCUCCUGCUUAGUGUCUUGAGCUCGUGGUCUACUUUGAUAUACAUCUAGGCCAGCCCCUGCUGCUUGUGCUCCUGUGGAUGUGUACAUUCUCACCUGAGCAUGUCUCCCCAGAGACCCUGAACC